AUGUCACAACCAAAUCCCUACGAGCGAAUCCAGGUCGAUACCAGUGACGAUGACUCGAUCUUCGACACCAAAUCCCUCGUCGACUCCAGCCUCUCCUUCGCCUCCUCCGUCCGCGACUACUCCUACGAAAACGGCCGCCGCUACCAUGCCUACCGCCACGGCCAAUACCCCUUCCCCAACGACGAAGAAGAACAAGCCCGCCUCGCUCUAAUGCACCACCUCUUCAAACUCCUCUCCGGCGGCGACCUGUACCGUGCCCCCUUCACCCGAAACAACAACAACACCAGCACCCCUCCCUCCCGCAUCCUCGACAUCGGCACCGGCACCGCCGAAUGGGCCAUCGAAAUGGCCGAAGACUUCCCCACAAGCACCAUCUUCGGCACAGACCUCUCCCCGAUCCAGCCCACCUGGGCCCCUCCCAACUGCCGCUUCUUCAUCGACGACGCCGAGUCCGACUGGACAUUCUCUUCGGCCGAAGCAUUCGAUUACAUUCACGCGCGGAGCUUGGGCGGCGGGAUCGCCGAUUGGCCGCGGCUGCUGCGGCAGGCGUAUACACACCUCAAGCCGGGGGCCUGGUUUGAGGCGCAGGAGUUUGAGGCCUUGGUGUAUAGUGAUGAUGGGACGCAUGAACGCGCGACGAGGGUUGUGGAUUGGCAGGAUCGGCUGAAUCGCGCGAGUGAACAGUUUGGGAAGCCGAUGAAUGUGGCGCCGCGGUUGGCGGGAUGGUUGGGCGAUGCUGGGUUUGUGAAUGUUACGGAUGAUAUUUAUAAGUGCCCCGUCGGCGGCUGGGCCAAAAACCGCCGUCUCAAAGAAAUCGGGCGCGUCGGCAAACUGACCAUCCUCGAAGUCGUCGAGCCUUACACACUAGCCCUCUUCACCCGCGUCCUGGGCUUCUCCUACCAAGAUGCCCAGGAGUACAUGGAUAAAGUGCGCGAGGAGCUGGUGAGCAACAAGUUCCACCUCUACGUGCUAUUCCAUUUCGUGUAUGGGCAAAAACCGGUCGAUACGAAUGGUCAUGGGCCGACGCAAGGAAACCACCAAUCUGACCUAGGGCGGGUUGAAUUGUCGGGGCUGUGGCUGUGA
Molecule: messenger RNA, 1083 nt
Organism: Penicillium daleae
Lineage: Eukaryota; Fungi; Ascomycota; Eurotiomycetes; Eurotiales; Aspergillaceae
Product: class I SAM-dependent methyltransferase
Exons: 3
Coding region: 1-1083 (360 amino acids)
Molecular function (GO): methyltransferase activity
Source: RefSeq, a predicted model, not a curated record